Cladophialophora yegresii CBS 114405 is the source of this 2259-nucleotide messenger RNA. RefSeq lists its product as uncharacterized. The record is from RefSeq and is a predicted model, not a curated record. Gene Ontology annotation, cellular component: cytoplasm; membrane; microtubule. Gene Ontology annotation, molecular function: GTPase activity; GTP binding; microtubule binding. NCBI's taxonomy places the organism in Eukaryota, Fungi, Ascomycota, Eurotiomycetes, Chaetothyriales, Herpotrichiellaceae. Bases 1 to 2259 code for a protein of 752 amino acids. The transcript is spliced from 3 exons.
AUGGCGCCCUAUGCCGCAUCCUUCACCCCGAACGGGGACCAGCAACGCGUCAAGGCCAUUCUCGACUUUAUCGACGAGGUGAGGGACUCCAAGCUCGCCAGGGACAUUGAACUUCCAGAAGUGGUCGUCUGCGGUGAUCAGUCUGCUGGGAAAAGCUCCUUCUUGCACAGCUUGACAGGCAUUGAAUUCCCCGUCAGCGACGACGUCUGUACGCGCUUUGCCACCGUCCUCCACCUUCGCGACACGCCCACAGCACAGUUCCGAGCUUUUCUACGCCCUGCCCCAGGAACCCAGGCCCAAGAGGUGGAGAGGCUGGCAAAGUUUACACCGGUGGUCAGCGGCAAGGAGGAGAUCAAAGGCGUGAUCGAUGCCGCACGGGAGCACCUCGAAGUGACGCAAUCGGGCUUUUCUGACCAUGUGCUUCACCUCGAGGCGUCUAGCCCCGGGAACAUGAACUUUACGUUGAUGGAUCUACCAGGCGUGUUCAAUAGCUCCAGCGACAAGCAGAGCGAGAGCGACAAGUACCGAGUGCGAAAGAUGGUGUUGGGGCACAUCGCGCGGCCGCGGAGUAUCAUUGUCUACGUUAGAGCAUGCCACCUGUCUCAGGCGCAGCAAAACCUCGGGGACGAAAUUGCUCGCGUCGAUCCCUUGGGCACACGAACCUUCUGCGUCCUCACUAAACCUGACAAGCUCAAUCCCGAGGAGGAACCCACGAUCACCGCAGGCUGGAUCGACCUCUUGCAACGCCAGCAGCCAUGCCCCUACCACGUCGUGAAGAAUCGCGCCUUCACCCAGCUGAGGUCAACCGCGUCCGAGCACGCCAGAGCCGAAGAGACGUUCCUGAACACAGGUGAAUGGGGCAAGGUCUCGACCAAGCACAAAGGAAUUCCAGAGUGCCAGCGCCGACUGGAGGUCAUCAAUGCCCAGAACCACAACGCCGUACUACCCGACGUGAGGGACGACCUCUGUCAGUCAUUAGAGGGUCUCCGGCUGCAAGUCUCACGCAUGCCCACCCCGCCGCCCAUAAACAUUCGAGAAGUGCUCCACGACGCGACCAAGUCGUUUCAAGACAUCGUGGACGCUUCUCUCCGGGGCCUUUACGAUGGCGACUUCUUUGAAUCGCUUCCGGAUCCAAGAACUGACGUGUCACAGCUGCACCAAUACGUCGAGGCGCGCAUCGUGACGCUGGAAGAGUUUGUGGCCACUAGUGGUAGGUCUCGCCAGACGACCCAAGCCGUCGGAGAAGCUGCUGCGAAACAACUCGGUGGCCCGGGCCUGUUCUGGGCCGAGCAGAGCCUUCUCCAAGAACUCACGGGGAAGUUAAAAAAGGCCGGCAGCGCAUCUCGAUUCAACCCCACACUAGCCCAAAAUCUGUUCUACGACCUGGUGGACAAAUGGGGCGACCACAUCGAUGCAUUUGUCGAGGAUGUCGCCGGCCAGGCCAAGGAGUUCGUCAAAGUGGCGCUGGCGUACGUUGUGAAGCCGCAGAGCCUUCCUCGCGCUGGCGAGUUCCUCGCCCAGCGCGUGCAGAAAGAUGUCAGCGGGCGGCUCCGCGACCUCUUUGCCCAGCUCCGCCAGGACCACUCGACGAGAAAGCCGAUCAAUUUCCGAAAUGUCAACUCAUUCAGCACCCGAGCGCAGCAGUUCGAAGCCGUCCGCAUGUCGUCGCAGAGAGCCCCGGGGCAGAGGAGCGGCAUAUCCCGUCAGCAUGCAAGCGCGUUGGAUGCCAAAGUCCUCGUCCAGGUCCUCGGCGACGAGGAAUACCUGUACAGAUCCGCCGCAGCCGCGACCAUCAUUGGCGCCGAGGAGCACUACAAGUCCGAAGUCGAGAAGCUCGCCAGAAUUGCCAACUUUGGCACGGUGACUAGUAUCCUUGUCGAGCAACUGUCCUCGCUCCUGCGUUACCAGAGCAUUGAGCGUCUUUCCCCCGACCAGGUGGCUUCCAUAAGUGAAGACCAGACCCCAUCGCCAUCACCCGAGCGCCUCGAGCUAGAAUCCAAGAUCAAGACUGCGCAAGGUCUGAUUGCAGAGGCCGACAAGCUGAGACCUAACCUCGGGCAACGUCUCCCUAAGCGAAUCCACGCGUACGAGAUUGAGGAUGACCAAUUGAAGUCCCGCAAACGCACUCGCAUAGCAGCCCUCCAACCACGCUUCGAAGAAGAUCAGUCGUCAGCACAGCGGCCGGACGUGAUACCAGAUUCUUACGAGGACGAGCCUCUAGAGUUUCUCGAGGAUUCAGAAAUGGUCGAGGUGGAUUGA